AUGGAUGCUGCCUUAACUUCUCCACUUGGUAUCUUUACAUGGACCUUUGUAGGAACUGCAUUCAUUGCUAUCCUUUUUGGAAAUGGAUUGAUCAUCGCUGUUAAUGGGAAACAGUGGCUCCAAAACAGGAAGAUGGUCCCUUCUGAUUUUCUCUUGACUAAUUUGAGUAUCUUCAGACUUUUGUCGUACUUAACCUUCAUCCUGGGCCAUGUUUUGGAAGUCACACCAGGAGAUUCCUAUAUUUAUAUUUUUACAAAGGAAGUAAUCAACUUUACCUCGAUUUUUUCUGUCCACAUCAGCCUCUGGUGUGCCUCGUGGCUCAGUGUUUUGUACUGUGUGAAGGUAACCAACUUUGCCAACCAUUUUUUCCUCUGGUUGAAGCCAAGGAUCAAUGUGCUCUCAAUUAGACUGCUUGGGAUAUCAAUAAGUAGUCUCAUGAUCUUCUCCAUUCCUUUCUUCAACAGUUACACUGGACAUAAAAAGGUAUGCAAUAUGACAAGAAAUCUGUCAGUGAAUGUUAGCCAAAAUCAGAUUUGCAAAAACUUGUUUGUUACAUUUCGACUUUUUCAAAUCAUUUUUGCUUCCAUAAAUUUCACGAUAAGCGUAACUGCAUCCAUUGUUUUGAUUCUUUCUCUGUGGAAACACAUAAGGAAUCUGAAAAAGAGUGGUGUUGGUAUUAAGGACCUAACCACUCAGAUGCAUAUCAGGGUCAUUAAAACUUUGUUGCUUUAUAUCUUCUUCUACUCUUUAUAUUUUGCUGGUAUGAUACUUUUUUCCAGUAAUACUUUCCUCAAUGAAACCCGUAUAGAACUUCUGAGCGACAUCCUUAUGACUAUCUUUCCUUCAGCACAUACCAUAAUAAUAGUUUUGACCAAUCCAAAACUAAAAACUGUGGUGGCCCACAUUCUAGAUAUAAGAAAAAUGGCGUCCUAA
Messenger RNA from Sceloporus undulatus (fence lizard), 933 nucleotides. RefSeq names its product taste receptor type 2 member 7-like. Gene Ontology annotation, cellular component: membrane. Bases 1 to 933 code for a protein of 310 amino acids. Gene Ontology annotation, biological process: G protein-coupled receptor signaling pathway; sensory perception of taste; detection of chemical stimulus involved in sensory perception of bitter taste. Gene Ontology annotation, molecular function: bitter taste receptor activity; G protein-coupled receptor activity. NCBI's taxonomy places the organism in Eukaryota, Metazoa, Chordata, Lepidosauria, Squamata, Phrynosomatidae. The record is from RefSeq and is a predicted model, not a curated record. The transcript has a single exon.